Messenger RNA from Salvelinus sp. IW2-2015, 1192 nucleotides. The record is from RefSeq and is a predicted model, not a curated record. Lineage: Eukaryota; Metazoa; Chordata; Actinopteri; Salmoniformes; Salmonidae.
UGUGCGCUUUCUGUGUGUGCGACAGAACAGAAGGUAAGGUAGUGGUGAGAGCCUGUGGUCAAGAGCAGAAUCUUCUCCUUCGUUCACUAACUGUGGGCUUGCUCUGUGCAGAGGAACUAAAGGCAAGGACAUCAACACCAUCAAGUCCCUCAGGGUGCUGCGAGUCCUGAGGCCCCUGAAGACCAUUAAACGACUGCCCAAGCUCAAGGCUGUGUUUGACUGCGUGGUCAACUCUCUGAAGAACGUGCUCAACAUCCUCAUUGUCUACAUGCUCUUCAUGUUCAUCUUCGCUGUGAUCGCUGUGCAGCUGUUCAAGGGCAAGUUCUUCUACUGCACCGACGAGUCUAAAAGUCUGGAGAAGGACUGCAGGGGUAAGUUUCUGGACUAUGACCGUGAUGACGUGGCUGCCCAGGAUCGUGAGUGGAGAAAGUACGAGUUCCAUUAUGAUAAUGUGCUCUGGGCCUUCCUCACCCUCUUCACCGUCUCCACCGGGGAGGGCUGGCCAAUGGUCCUAAAGCAUUCUGUAGAUGCCACCUAUGAGGACCAGGGUCCCAACCCAGGCUUCCGUAUGGAGACCUCUAUCUUCUAUGUGGUCUACUUUGUGGUCUUUCCCUUCUUCUUCGUCAACAUCUUUGUGGCUCUCAUCAUCAUCACCUUCCAGGAGCAGGGAGACAAGGCCAUGUCAGAGUGUAGUCUGGAGAAGAACGAGAGAGCUUGUAUCGACUUUGCCAUCAACGCCAAGCCUCUGACGCGCUACAUGCCAGCAGACAAGCAGUCGUUUCAGUAUAAGAUGUGGAAGUUUGUGGUGUCGCCGCCCUUUGAGUACUCCAUCAUGACCAUGAUCGCACUCAACACUGUGGUGCUGAUGAUGAAGUUUCACGGUGCUCCGGAGCUGUACGAGGCCAUGCUGAAGUACCUGAACAUCGUGUUCACAGCUCUCUUCACACUGGAGUGCAUCCUGAAGAUCAUCGCUUUUGGACCACUGAAUUACCUGAAGGCAGCCUGGAACGUGUUUGACUUUGUGACAGUUUUGGGGAGUAUCACGGACAUCUUGGUCACAGAGAUUAAGGACAAGCUGAUCAACCUGAGUUUCCUGAGGCUUUUCAGGGCGGCCAGGCUCAUCAAGCUAUUGAGGCAGGGCUAUACCAUCCGCAUCCUGCUGUGGACCUUUGUCCAGUCCUUCAAGGUAUAG